AUGUCGCCAGAUGCAGACAGAAUCCACCAGGUGACCCCCAGCGGAGACUCUGAGUGUGGCUACCACCGGCCCCGGCACCGCAGGCACUCGCUACGCCGCCGCAACCGGCCUGACGGGAUGGACCGCGACGACGCCUGCCCGGACCAGGCCAAUCACCGUGGCAACGCCGCCGUCUCCGCCUGGGACGAGCUGGGUGAGGUCCGCGGGCCACGGCAAGGCCCAGAGCUACCCCCCCGGGGGCGGGGGAGACCCCCUGGAGUACCCCCCCGCCGAGCAGGACUUCCUGCCCUCAUCGGGCCUGGCCCCGCCCUGGACCACUCGGGACCCCCCUACUCAGCCCCCCCCAUGGAGGUGGGGGGGCUCUGCGGCUACUGGAACGAGCGCCGGGCCAGCCAGCUCUCGGACCGGGCCGUCUACCACCCCCCGCCUCGCCCCGUCCCGCGGCCCGGCCUCCUGGAGUCCCGGCUGGAGCUGCUGCAGAGCCAGCUCAACAGGCUGGAGGGCCGUAUGACGGCGGACAUCACCAUCAUCCUCCAGCUCCUCCAGAGGCAGAUGGCCCCCAUCCCCCCCGCCUACAGCACCGUGCCCCCCGGCCCGCACCCCGCGGCCCCCCCUCACCCCCCCCCGGCCCUGCUGGCCCCCGGCCCCGCCCCCCUCCGCACCGCGCUGUCCAUCCCCCCGGUGCUGGUGGGCGGCGCCAGCACGCCACUACAGAGCCCGGACCCCCAGCCGCAGUCGGAGGAGACCCUGUCCAGCGGCGUCCACCUCACGCCGGGCUCCGACGACACCAUGUCCCUGUCCCCGGACGGAGACCCCCGGCCACGCCCCUCCGUCCUGGGCCUCCGCUUCUCCCUGGCCCCCCCGGGACGACUGUCCGGCGGGCCCCGCUUCCCCUCGCUCCCGGAGCUCCUGGAGACCCCCACGGAGGGCCAGGAGGAGGUGCAGAGGCACCUCUCGGACCCCAGCCUCCCUGCCAGUUAGUCGUCCCCCCCCUCCUGGGGUCCUCGUUUGGGACAGAGCAGGACGAAGGAGUGCGUCGCACCAUGCCGGGUACUGGGACCUCGGUACCGGGUACUGGGUGUCGGGUACUCUGUACUGUGGUGUUCCCUCCCCCCCCCCCCCAAACCUGAACCCCCCCCCCCCCCUCCGUGAUUCACUGGAAGGACCUCCACAGGACCUCCACAGAAGAAGAAGCUUGAUGGGAGAGACCACUGGUGGGUCAAAGGUCGGACCGGAACCCAGGACACUCC
Gadus macrocephalus (Pacific cod) is the source of this 1250-nucleotide messenger RNA. It is a transcript of the gene kcnh6a, whose product is annotated as potassium voltage-gated channel, subfamily H (eag-related), member 6a. The transcript has 7 exons. The coding region runs from base 1 to 981 and encodes 326 amino acids. The record is from RefSeq and is a predicted model, not a curated record. Lineage: Eukaryota; Metazoa; Chordata; Actinopteri; Gadiformes; Gadidae.